Messenger RNA from Plasmodium relictum, 431 nucleotides. RefSeq names its product Plasmodium exported protein, unknown function. The transcript is spliced from 2 exons. Lineage: Eukaryota; Apicomplexa; Aconoidasida; Haemosporida; Plasmodiidae. The annotation marks the transcript as partial. The record is from RefSeq and is a predicted model, not a curated record.
AUGUUUAGUAAAAGGGAGAAAAAAAAUAUAUUAAUUUUUCUUAUAAAAACUUUUACAUUUAUCCUUUUAAUUUGGAUACUACAAUGUUCUAAUAAUUGGAAAUUUUUUAAAUCAUUAAGUUAUAAAAAUGACUUAAAAAACACAUUAAAUUUAGGAGUUAAAAGAACUUUGGCACAAAAAGAUAUAAUAAAAGAAAAAAGCGAAAAACCAAAAUUCUGUGACCUAGGAAUAAUAGAAACCAAUAUAGAAUCAAGGAGCGAUCAAAGAAAAAUAGGAAAGAAAAUAGAUAUAGAACAAGUAGAUGAAAACAAUAUGGAACAAAGAAACGAAAUAGAGACAAAAGAGAAAAAUAAAAAAGUAAAAUUGAAUGAGAGAAUUUUAGGAAAAUGCAAAGAUAAUUUAAAGCUAGUUUCAUUAUCUUUUGCUAUUUU